Myotis davidii is the source of this 924-nucleotide messenger RNA. RefSeq names its product fumarylacetoacetate hydrolase (fumarylacetoacetase) (gene FAH). The transcript has 10 exons. NCBI's taxonomy places the organism in Eukaryota, Metazoa, Chordata, Mammalia, Chiroptera, Vespertilionidae. The record is from RefSeq and is a predicted model, not a curated record. Gene Ontology annotation, biological process: L-phenylalanine catabolic process; homogentisate catabolic process; L-tyrosine catabolic process. The annotation marks the transcript as partial. Gene Ontology annotation, molecular function: fumarylacetoacetase activity.
GCCAAGCCAAGGCCGAGGAUCGGCGUGGCCAUCGGCGACCAGAUCCUGGACCUGAGCCUCAUUAAGCACCUCUUCACCGGGCCCGUCCUCUCCAAACACCAGGAUGUGUUUAUUCAGCCAACUCUCAACAACUUCAUGGGGCUGGGCCAGGCCGCCUGGAAGGAGGCGCGAGCUUUCCUGCAGAACCUGCUGUCCGCCGGCCAGGCCAGGCUCCGGGACGACGCGGAGCUGCGCCGGAGGCGUCCGGGUCCCCAAUGGGCCCUCUCUCUCCCGCGACUUCCCCCCGCAGGUGACUACACGGACUUCUACUCCUCGCGGCAGCACGCUGCGAACGUCGGGAUCAUGUUCCGGGGCAAGGACAACGCCCUGAUGCCCAACUGGCUGCACUUACCCGUGGGCUACCACGGCCGCGCCUCCUCCAUUGUGGUGUCGGGCACGCCGAUACGGCAGCCCCUUGUCCCCGAUGUCGUUGCAGCGAAGCCUCCCGUGUACGGCCCCAGCAAACUCUUGGACAUCGAGCUGGAAAUGGCUUUCUUCGUAGGCCCCGGGAACCGCCUGGGGGACCCGAUCCCCAUCUCCAAGGCCCACGAGCACAUCUUCGGGAUGGUCCUGAUGAACGACUGGAGCGCCCGGGACAUUCAGAGGUGGGAGUACGUGCCGCUGGGGCCGUUCCUGGGGAAGAGCUUCGCGACCACCAUCUCCCCGUGGGUGGUGCCCAUGGAGGUAGAGGAUCAGCCCCGGAGCCACACGAGGCCCUGUGACACCCCCUCCCUUUUCCGUCCUCAGGAGCCAGAGAGCUUCGGCUCCAUGCUGGAGCUGUCCUGGCGCGGCACGAAGCCCAUCGAGCUGGGCGGCGGGCAGACCCGGCGGUUCCUGCAGGACGGGGACGAAGUCGUCAUCACAGGUGCGGGCGUCUCCUGCUAA